This is a messenger RNA of Aplosporella prunicola CBS 121167, 1185 nucleotides long. RefSeq lists its product as uncharacterized. The transcript is spliced from 2 exons. The record is from RefSeq and is a predicted model, not a curated record. The coding region runs from base 1 to 1185 and encodes 394 amino acids. NCBI's taxonomy places the organism in Eukaryota, Fungi, Ascomycota, Dothideomycetes, Botryosphaeriales, Aplosporellaceae.
AUGGCCUCCACGGCCUCCACCGAGCGGCACGACCAGCCCGCCGAGGUUGCGAGUAGAGUCUUGAGAAGAGCUCAGGUGUCCAAGAUGACCAGAGCUUUGCAGAACCGUUUGGCCCUGGCCAACGUCAAGGUGAAGCACGGCUGGGAGAACCUCAACAUUGACGCCAUUGAACCCCGUAUCGAGAUGGAGCUGAAGCGGAAGCGGCCGACCUCGAGCCACGACACCGUGUCCGACACCUCGUCGAGUAUCUCGACCGACCGUUACCACCCCCUCGGCUUCCUCGACUCGUCCCCGUUGGCACCUCCCAUAUUUUCUGAUGACGUCCACCGUUCGGGAGGAGGUGGAUACGGUUCGGCAAAGAGGAUGAGAUACCAACCAGACAACUUCAGGCGUCCAGCUUCCAGCAACCAUGCUCGAACAAAGGUCCGUACUGGGAGCGUCAAGGCUUCGUCCUGGAAGAGCUCAUACAGGCUUCCCGAGUCAUCGCCUGCUUACCGCAAACCCGUACACUUCUCUGUCUCGCAACCUCCGAGCCUCUCCUUUGUCUCCGAGACGUCCACCAUACCCGAUGACCCCCUCUCUCCAGUCCUAUCAGAAGCCGACGACGAGGAUCUUCCAGUUUCAUCCUUCCAACUCAAUGCCUCCCAUAUGCGCUCCUCCCCUCCUCUUCAGAGUCCGCGCACACCGCCUCCCGGUCUUUCCCGCUCUGCCGGUCUUCGCAACGAUAGCUUCACCGCAACGCCACGCAACAAUCACAAUGGCCAAGAAGACGCCAAUCUGCUCAUGUACUUGGCAACAUCCCCCUCUUCAGCCAAUGGCGGAAACAAGACACAUGUCAUCCCGCCCUCGACUCCUCCGCAAAAGAUGACACCUCUCCCGUCUUCCAUGAUGUCCACGCCCGGUGGCGGUAGCGGCCCUUUUUCGGGACUUGGUCUCCAUACUCCAGGUGGCAAUCUGAACUUUGCGGACUUCCUCAACAUGACACCGAGCCCUGCUCAGGUUGGUGGUAACUGGAUGAGAACACCUGUGGCUGGCGGCCCAACACCUCUUGCAGCUCGGGAAGCUCGCAAACGGUUGAACUUCGACACCCUUCUGCCUCCGACCAGCAACAGCCCUACCCUUGGGGGACUUGACCGGAAGGCUACUGGUCUGGGUAUGGACCUAGGCGGGGAGCUGGUCUCCUGA